GGUUUUAUUCAAUUACCUGCGGGACCAGGGUUUUAGAAAGCUCUAAACAAUCAGUGAAGAUGAACGUCUCUUCAUGGUUUCGACGUACCAAAAAGGGAUCUUCAUCGCAACCAGCAGCAACGGCGAUAAUCAAUCAAAACGAUGAACAACGCCACUUGUAUGGAAUCACUGAUGAUUUGAUUGGUCUUAUCAACUCCUUCACCAUUGAAACAUUCAAAAACUUCAAUCUCCAAGAAGCAGCUAUUGAUGGAGCCGAAUCAACGUCUGGGAAUGUGCAAAAGGAUUUGUCUGAUUGGCAAGAGAAACAUGCUAUCAUUGUUCUUUCAAAAGUCAAGGAACUAUCACAACUUAGGUUUAAAUUAUGUCCACGCCACUUGAAAGAACGGGAAUUUUGGAGAAUUUAUUUUACCCUUGUGAAGAACUAUGUUGCAAAAUAUGAGUUACACGCCAUACGAUUAGAGAAACUUAAACAGAUUGCAGUAGAGAAUACGAAAGAUUCAAAUACAAGUGCAUAUGAAGUUGAAAUGUUAGAAUCAAGGAAGUCAACAAAUUUGGAACCUGCAACUUCCCUGGAAUAGAUGCUGAAUCAUUCUAGACAGUCAAGAAUUACCAGGUAGUUGUUACUUGUUCUUUCGUCUUCAUGAAGUAAACAUGAUUUUUUGUGUACUUUCUGAUACUUUUUAAGGUAAUUUUCUGUUGUAAUUAUCGUGAUAUCUCCUCAUUCAUUGUAUAGGUUCGCAAAUGAUGAAUUCUUUUAAGCAAAUAGAUUAAGAACUUUUCACUCAUACRUAAAUUACCACAAAUAUAUCAGUUAAAACACUAAGCCAGAAGUGAUAAAAAAUGAUUUAACUGUAUCUGAUAUCUGUAUAUGGGGUCUAAAUAGAAUAUAUAAAUAAUAUAUUUGUAUUGAUUAAUUAUUUAGAAGAAAAAAAAAAUCAUACAUUAAAAAGGGCAAAAGUCUAAAGCUAUACUAUUUUUCAGAUCARUAAACUAAUUUUAGAGGGAGAAAAUUCCACCCAACUCCAAAAAUUACUAUGUUAUUAUGCUUACCACUGUUACUGUAAGCCACCACAAACACACACCAACRCUAACACAAACCAAAAUUAGUUUCUAUCGUCAUAUCUAGAUUUACACCUUUCUCGCACGUACCACCUCAAUCAAUCCCUUCCUGCCACUUUUUUUUUGAGUCAUUUGUUUGACAACUUUGAGGAAGUGUUUUGCCUGAUCUGAUUGUGGUAGUCUAGAGUAUUCACAUGUGAUUCAUAAGCUCUUCUGUUUGAUAUGCAAUUGAAGAAACUGUGAAAGCAUGACAGUUUCACUGAUUUGCCAAAGUUUGAUGGUAAAUUUGUUUCAUUUACUGUUUUAGUGUACA
This is a messenger RNA of Cynara cardunculus var. scolymus (artichoke), 1372 nucleotides long. RefSeq lists its product as uncharacterized. The transcript is spliced from 4 exons. The record is from RefSeq and is a predicted model, not a curated record. The coding region runs from base 60 to 578 and encodes 172 amino acids. NCBI's taxonomy places the organism in Eukaryota, Viridiplantae, Streptophyta, Magnoliopsida, Asterales, Asteraceae.